AUGGCCUUUCCCCUCCCGCGGGGCAUCACGCCCCCGGAGAUCUCCUUCCUCGCGGAGAUGGAGAUGGUCACCAUCUUGCCUCGUCAGCGACUCGAGGGGCUUGAAUUACUAGGAGGCCCCGUCUCCCCCCUCCUCCCACCCCGACGCACCUCCCUCCCCCUCUGGCUCGCCCUCCUCCUCAAACGCCAACGCCGCGCCAACAUCCUCCCCCCGCCCUGGCUCCACCCCGAAUCCCUCGAACUCAUCCUCGAAAUCGAGACGCAAAACGACGAAUACCAGCACGCCUUCUCCCCGCCGCCUCCACUGCCCGGCCAGCCCGCCCCAGGCGAUCACCGUCGCGCUCCGCUCGCGACACCGCGCUACACCCCCUCCGGCGAGAAAUACUACCCUGCGCCGCCGUUUCUGCCUCAGAAUACAGCACGCGAUCACAUCCCGCCGGGGGAGCCGCCGGCACUACCGUUCCAUUGGUUGGAGGUAGGGACGAUGUUGCUGGAGGCGGCGAGCGAUGAUCUAGUGGAUCCGGAUCAGACGAGACGACUGUUGAAGGAGCUGAGGGAGGUGCGGAUGGCGAAGGUUAGGGCUGGUGUGGAUGUUCUGGAUGCGGCGGCGAUGGGUGGUGGGGGUGUUGCGUUGACGGGUGUGGGAGCUAUGGAGUUGGGAGAGGGGAGGAGGUUCAUUGCGGGGGUAGUGGAUGAACUGAGGCGCAUCGGGGCAUCGAAGGAACAGGCGAGGAGAGAGGAGAUGGCGGAGGAAAUGGCGAAUGGAGGGUAUGAUGGGACGCAAGACGAUGAUGAUGAAAUGGAGUUUUAG
Aspergillus costaricaensis CBS 115574 is the source of this 810-nucleotide messenger RNA. It is a transcript of the gene psf2, whose product is annotated as DNA replication protein PSF2. Gene Ontology annotation, cellular component: nucleus; GINS complex. The record is from RefSeq and is a predicted model, not a curated record. Lineage: Eukaryota; Fungi; Ascomycota; Eurotiomycetes; Eurotiales; Aspergillaceae. The coding region runs from base 1 to 810 and encodes 269 amino acids. Gene Ontology annotation, biological process: double-strand break repair via break-induced replication; DNA replication. The transcript is spliced from 3 exons.